Messenger RNA from Dendrobium catenatum, 666 nucleotides. RefSeq lists its product as uncharacterized. The record is from RefSeq and is a predicted model, not a curated record. Gene Ontology annotation, molecular function: nucleic acid binding. The transcript is spliced from 2 exons. NCBI's taxonomy places the organism in Eukaryota, Viridiplantae, Streptophyta, Magnoliopsida, Asparagales, Orchidaceae. The coding region runs from base 1 to 666 and encodes 221 amino acids. Gene Ontology annotation, biological process: DNA integration.
AUGGCAAAUACUAAUGAAGAGAAGCCUAUAUUCAUCGGGGUUUAUAAUCAUCGAAUCUUAGAGCCUGCUCUAUUACAAUUACCAAUGGCAGAAAAGAUAUCAAAUCCAAGCAAGCAGGAUAUAAUUACAGUUGAGCCUCAACCCCUCCAUCAGAUUGUUAUGGAAAAUUAUCCGGAAGAAUAUCAUCGGGACACCAUUUCACUGGCAGUAACAUAUUACUUUUCCAAGUGGGCAGAAGCAGCUCCAUUCAAAGAAGUCACGUCCGAGCAUGUGAUUAACUUCUUCACCCAUAAUAUCGUCUACAGAUUUGGUGUACCGCGCCAUGUGAUCUUAGACAACGGCGCAGCGUUUAAAAGCACUAAAAUAUACAAGUUUGUCGAGCGUCACAAGAUCGAUUGGCGAUACUCAUCAAUAUAUAAUCCAAGGGCCAAUGGCUUGGCGGAGGCUUUUAACAAGACACUGGUAAAACUGUUAAAGAAGAUCCUCGCCAAUAAUAAAAGAGAGUGGCACACUAAAAUGGUGGAGGCACUAUGGGCAUAUCAUACUACUUACAAGACGCUGACUAAAGCCACUCCCUACUCACUGGUGUUUGGGAUCGAAGCUGUAUUGCCAUUAGAAAUUGUGCUACUGUCACUCCGUGUAGCUAUCCAGUAUGACCUAACUUAG